UUUAAAAUAUUCAUGAAAAUUUGCGACUAAAAAAUUUUGCUCUACAUUCCAAGUGCGCCCACAAAUUGCCAGUGCAAACUCUCACAUAUGUGUGCAUGGCUGCAUGCCCAGUUAAUUGCAUUUACUGAGCACAAAACCCCAAAGCAAAGUGCAGUGCAAAUAUUUGAAAUUUACUGCAUGUGACAUGAUAUCGCUGCGGCCGACCCCCUUUUUCGCUUAAAUAGCCUACAUUUGGGAGCCAAAAGCCAAAUUGUAACUGAAAUAAACAUUAGUACUGCAGCAGUGUGCCCAUUUCAAGCGUCAGAGUGUCAAAGUGUCUGCGAGUCAACGGAGAAACAAAAAAACAAAAAAAAAAAAACCAAUCGUGGCAGUGUGUGACAUUUGAAAGGGCGAUAAGCGUCGUCCGACUGUCGAUCUAUAUGUGUAUGUAUAUACCUAAAUACAAACAAACGAGUAUGUACUACGACGAGUAGCAGUAAUUGUCAAACAAUUUGACAGUCGGAACUACUGCACCUGUUUGGCAUACAUAUUUAAUGCUAGUAUUGGACUGUCGUCGCACAUUUACAUGUAUGUACAUGUAUGCGCACGUAUUACUACGCUUGCCUUCGGCUGCCUUGGUUUUAACACACCCACCACAAUUGCGAUUGCUGUUAUCGGCGGCCUAAAAGUGGGCCUGCAGGAUUACACGAGUGUCAGGCCGUAAGUGUUGCGAGUCGCUGCAGGCUAGUUGCUCCGAUUAGUUGCUGUAACAACGGUUCACUUAGGGAGAAUAUGUAUGUACAUAUGUAUGUGGUGGACUCUGUGAAGUGAGGCAGUGCGGCGCGUAAUUUGUGAACUGUUGGCAGUUGAGUGCGAAAAAAAUCCACAAUCAAAUGUCCAAGUGGCAAUUUGAAAUUCACUUGCAGUUCACGCACGAUACGCUUGGCUAUCAAAGAGCAGCGGCAUAGUCGCACAAUUCAAUUAAACAACAAUAAAAACGAAAACUAAAAGUCAACAACAAAAUGCGCUCCUCACCCUACGCCUAUCACACCGCCAACGAUAUGAGUGAAGAUGAGAGCAACAAUGAAGCGCUCGACUAUCGCAUGGCGGCCGCCGUGAGCUCGAAUCAACAUCAACAGCAACAAGAAAUGGAGCUAAAAUUGAAAGACAUACCAGAGAAAUAUUUGAUGGUUAUUGCCCAUUUCCUGACUGGUGAUUUCAACGACACCGAGGCGAUGGACCAUGUUAAUGGGCCCAUUUUGAAAGCGAGCAUUAAAUCUGUCUAUUGGAUAUUCCUCAUACAGUACGCAGCGCUGGCGUUGAUCGGCAUUGCCAUGAACGUGGCCAUUAUAGCGUAUGUGAUGUACCAUCGCCUCUACAAAGAUGUGACGCACGCGUUCAUUGUUAAUUUGGCAUUGUGCCACUUUGUGCAGUGUGCGCUGGUCUUGCCCAUAACGCUGAUGGUGAUGCUCAUACAGAAUUGGAUUUUCGGCCAAUUUUUAUGCUUCUUUCUGCCGAUGCUGCAGGAUAUACCGCUGCAUGUGGCCAUGAUAUCGCACAUUCUCAUCGCUUGGGACCGCAUGCGUUGGCUGAGUGAUCCAUUACAGGGCCGGCUGCCUGCAUUUGUUUGUUGCUGUGCAACUUGGCUGACUGGCAUGGUGAUUGCGUUGCCUUAUCCCAUCUAUACAAUCUAUGUGGAAUUGGGG
Molecule: messenger RNA, 1685 nt
Organism: Rhagoletis zephyria (snowberry fruit fly)
Lineage: Eukaryota; Metazoa; Arthropoda; Insecta; Diptera; Tephritidae
Product: gastrin/cholecystokinin type B receptor-like
Biological process (GO): neuropeptide signaling pathway
Cellular component (GO): plasma membrane
Molecular function (GO): neuropeptide receptor activity
Source: RefSeq, a predicted model, not a curated record